GCGGAAACGCGGUUUGCCUAGUUAUGCGAAAACAUGGCUGCGGCAGGUUUGGCCCUUCUUUAUAGGCGAGUCUCAGCUGCCCUGAAAGCUUCCAGGUCGUUGAUAACUCCUCAGGUCCCUGCCUGCACAGGGUUUUUUCUUGGUUUGUUGCCUAAGAGUCCACCAAAUGUGACAUCCUUUCACCAAUAUAGAUUACUUCAUACCACUUUGUCAAGGAAAGGACUAGAAGAAUUUUUUGAUGACCCAAAAAACUGGGGGCAAGAAAAAGUAAAAUCUGGAGCAGCAUGGACCUGUCAGCAACUAAGGAACAAAAGUAAUGAAGAUUUACACAAACUUUGGUAUGUCUUACUGAAAGAAAGAAACAUGCUUUUAACCCUAGAGCAGGAGGCCAAGCGACAGAGAUUGCCAAUGCCAAGUCCAGAGCGGUUAGAUAAGGUAGUAGAUUCCAUGGAUGCAUUAGAUAAAGUUGUCCAGGAAAGAGAAGAUGCCCUAAGGCUUCUUCAGACUGGUCAAGAAAGAGCUAGACCUGGUGCUUGGAGAAGAGACAUCUUUGGAAGAAUCAUCUGGCACAAGUUCAAGCAGUGGGUUAUACCUUGGCACCUAAAUAAAAGAUACAAUAGGAAACGAUUCUUUGCCAUGCCUUAUGUGGACCAUUUUCUCAGACUGGAACGUGAGAAACGAGCCCGCAUCAAAGCACGGAAGGAAAAUUUAGAGAGAAAGAAAGCAAAAAUUCUUCUAAAAAAGUUUCCACAUCUUGCUGAAGCCCAGAAGUCAAGUCUUGGCUAAGAUGUCUGAACUCUUAAAUUUACCAUUUUGUUUUUCUUGAAUAGUCUGUGUACAAGAGUAAAUAAUUAAGUGGUUUAUAAAGAAAUUCUGUUUUUAGUCAAGUGACUUUAAUCAGUUGUUCUACGUGUGAAUAUGGCAUGCUAAUUAAUUAGCUAAUUUGGUAGAAGCUAAUUUACUUCUAAAAAUCAGGUAUAAAGUUCGGAUUAAAUUCCCACUUUAUAAAUUCUGACAUUUAAGCAGGCUUUAAAUGUCACCUGCUAUCUUAGAGGGUGAAGGUGAUGGUAACUGCCACAGCAAAGGCAAUAAUUGAAUUUGAGUAAUAAUUUUACCUCUGUUGUUAAUAGGAUAUGAAGAGGAUGUGGGUACUGCUGUUAAUAAACAGUGAGUACUCUGAUUCAAAA
This is a messenger RNA of Piliocolobus tephrosceles (Ugandan red Colobus), 1187 nucleotides long. RefSeq names its product mitochondrial ribosomal protein L47 (gene MRPL47). The transcript has 7 exons. Gene Ontology annotation, cellular component: mitochondrial ribosome; mitochondrial large ribosomal subunit. The record is from RefSeq and is a predicted model, not a curated record. Gene Ontology annotation, molecular function: structural constituent of ribosome. Gene Ontology annotation, biological process: mitochondrial translation. Lineage: Eukaryota; Metazoa; Chordata; Mammalia; Primates; Cercopithecidae. The coding region runs from base 34 to 786 and encodes 250 amino acids.